Messenger RNA from Entamoeba invadens IP1, 2880 nucleotides. RefSeq names its product DNA mismatch repair protein msH6, putative. The transcript has a single exon. The record is from RefSeq and is a predicted model, not a curated record. Lineage: Eukaryota; Evosea; Mastigamoebida; Endamoebidae. The coding region runs from base 1 to 2880 and encodes 959 amino acids. Gene Ontology annotation, biological process: mismatch repair. Gene Ontology annotation, molecular function: mismatched DNA binding; ATP binding; ATP-dependent DNA damage sensor activity. Gene Ontology annotation, cellular component: nucleus; MutSalpha complex.
AUGGACAUUGAGGAAUGUGCCGAGUAUAAGAACAACAUGUUUACUACGACACGCGCACGCGAGUUACGCCAAGAAGUUGUUGAAAAGGAGAAUGAAGAACGAUACAAAUUUUUACAAGAUGUUAAAGACAAGAACGGCCACAAACCAGGAGAGUCUGAGUACGAUCCGACAUCUCUUCUCAUUCCAAAACUUACAUUGGCGCAAAUGACUCCCUUUGAGAAACAAUAUUGGAACAUUAAGAAAGACAAUUUUGACACAGUGAUCUUCUUUGCGAAAGGGAAGUUCUACGAAUUGUACGAGAACGACGCGGACAUAGCCAACAAGGAAAUGGAUUUAAAAGUGGUGAGUCGAGUUAAUAUGCGAAUGGCUGGAGUCCCCAAAGCCUCCUUUUCAACGUAUGCGUCCAAGUUGCUUAAUUUAGGAUAUAAAAUUGGAUGUGUUGAUGAAAUGGAGACAUCAGAAGAGAUGAAGAAGAGGGGGACUACAGUUCGAGUGAAUGGGAAGAAAGAGCCCAAUAUAGUUCGACGGGAGUUAAGAAGAAUUUAUACUGUGUCGACACUCACCGACCCCGAACUCUGUCUUGACACGAGCGAUAUGUUUUGUAUGAGUCUAGUGUUUACUGGAAAUAACGUUGGAGUGUGUUAUGGUGAUGUUUCCGUCUGUCGCUUCUUUUUAGGGUAUAUAGACGACACUGAUUUACAUAACAACUUACACACGAUAUUACAUCGAGUUCAACCCAAAGAGGUGAUAGUCUAUAAAACUAUCUCUGAAGAUAUUCAAAACAUUUUAAAAAAUCUUGGGUUUGCGGAGAUCAGUUAUGUCGAGGAAAAGACGGAAAAAUUUGGGAAGAGCGAAGUCCAAAAAUUAUUUACUGAGCGCGGGAAAGUCCCAAACACUUUAGAGAAGUACUCUGAGAACGAAGGUGUUAUGAAGAGCUUUGAGAUCAUGGUGGACUAUUUUCGAACGUUAUUGAUACCAGAUAAGUCCAUUGUGAAUGGGAGCUUUGGGGAGUACGUCACGUCGUCAAACGAUUUCUUGAUAGUCGACGCACAGAGUAUAGUCAAUCUCUCACUCUACACUAGAAAAGGCAAAGAGAAAGAAGGCACUCUCCUCCACUUUGUAGACAACUGCCAAACACCUUUUGGGAAACGAAUUCUGCGAGAGAAAUUCAUAUUAAAGCCGUUAAUGGAUGUCGAGAAGAUCUUGAAGAGACAAGCCGUCGUCGAGUUCUUUAUAGAAAAUCCGACUCUUGUCGAGCAACUGAAGACCUUUUUAAAGCCACUUCCGGACUUGGAAAGACUUUUAGUGCAGUGUGACGCAUCAACGAUUACAGAAGCGAAUUUCAUUCGACUUAUUGCGGGGUUUGAGACGUGCCAGAAACUCAUGGGAGAGCUCAAGAAUAUCGCUGAUGAUCUGCCCGACUUACUCAAAGUCGUCGUGAAAAAUACCAACAAUUUAGGGUUUCCCGAUUUAGAGGAAUUUAUCAGUAGAAUGGAGAAGACGUACGACUUUGAAAGAGCAAAAGAAGAACGCGAGUUGACGUUCUUUAGUGGGUAUAAUGAAGACAUAGACAAUGCGUUUGAGAAGAGAGGAGAAUUAGAGAAGAAGUUUGAGAAGGAGUUAGAGAGUGUGAAGCAGAAUAUGAGUGAUGUGAAGUAUAUUAGUUUGAAUGGGGAGGAGCACAUCUUGAAUGUGAGUUUGAAAGUGUUUGAGAAGUACAUUAAAAAGGCAAAAAGUCUACCGAAAGGGUUUUCAGAAGUGAAUCGGACAAAGAAUGAUAUACGACUGAAAAGUUUGCAAAUCAUGAAAAUACAGAGUGAAUAUGAUGUGAAUGAGAAACAAAUAGCGGACUCGCAUCGAACACUUUUCAAUCAAAUAAUGGGAGACGUUGCGAAGACUGGUAUUCUAGUGAAGGCGGUUGAAAACAUUGGACUGGUUGAUUGCUUUCUGUCACUCUCUGAUGCGUCACAGUCAAUGGAGAAUUCGUCGAUGCCGAAGUUUGUCAAAGACGGUGUGUUGUACUCACUGGAGAACAUCAACAAAGCGAUAGAAACACCACUGCAGAGUACAACACAACAUACACAACAGAUGGAAGAAGACGAGAAAUAUAAAACCAUCAAAGGAGCGUAUUUUAGUGCUAAAGGAUUAAGACACCCAUACUUAACAGUGUCAAGUAAAACGACUGCAGUGCCUUCGGAUAUUGAAAUGGGGGGAGAGAACACACCAAAGAGUAUUGUGUUGACUGGACCGAAUAUGGGAGGGAAGUCUACACUGUUAAGAACAGUGUGUUUGGCUGUUAUAAUGGCACAAAUGGGGAUGAGAUGUACUGCUGAGGAACUGACGAUGAGUGUCAUCGAUCGGAUCUUCACACGAAUUGGUGCGUCGGAUGACAUUUUGCAUGGGAUGUCUACGUUCAUGGUGGAGUUGGAUGAAACGGCGCAGAUGUUACACUCUGCGAGUGAAAAUUCGUUGGUAGUGUUAGACGAGUUAGGACGGGGGACUUCAACGCACGACGGGUUGGCUAUAGCGCACGCCGUUGUGCUUUAUACCAUUAAACACAUUAAGCCGCUUCUUAUAGUGUCCACACAUUACCACCAACUUUGUGAGGAAUUUGGUGAUCGUGGUGAUGUGAAGUUAUCGCAUAUGGGGUGUACGAUAGUUGAGAACAAAAUAGUAUUUCUCUAUAAGUUAUUAGAUGGGUCAUGUCCUAAAAGUUAUGGGAUGAAAGUUGCUGAGAUGGCUGGGAUCCCACAAGAUGUUGUGAAGAGAGCUGAGAGUAUCGCGAAUUGGUUUGAGAUUUAUUCGUGGUGGAAGAAUAAUAUAGAAGCUCAAGAGUUUACUGAUGUGGUUUGUAACAACAAACUUCCCUUCUUCGAUUGA